Chlamydomonas reinhardtii is the source of this 1994-nucleotide messenger RNA. RefSeq lists its product as uncharacterized. Bases 760 to 1632 code for a protein of 290 amino acids. NCBI's taxonomy places the organism in Eukaryota, Viridiplantae, Chlorophyta, Chlorophyceae, Chlamydomonadales, Chlamydomonadaceae. The transcript has 8 exons. The record is from RefSeq and is a predicted model, not a curated record.
CUCGAACCGACCCCCACAUCCGGAGCCCCCAUUCCGACCCCAUAAGCGCACCUCCGAACCCGCCCGCCCCACUUUCCACAAUCUAUAUGCAUAUAUGCAUAUGGCCCAGAAGGCGCAGGGCCAUCCAAAAGCCCUUGACCGAACUUCGCCUUGUCCAUUGUCGCAUGUUGCCCCCACACACGCACCCUGCCCACGCCACCCGCAUCCAACAGAAAUCAAACGUAGCGCUUUCACCAUAGCAAGAGCCCGGGCGCUAGGACACUCCAAGGUGUGUUCGCAUGUGGGGGCACAACGCGAGACAAGGGGCUUUGGCCGUCCAACCAAGCCCAGCUAGUCACCAGGUCACCUAAGCUUCACAGGGUACAGACCUGCAUGCCAAGCGGACGCGCAAGGACAUAGAUUCCGGGGCUCUGCCGUACUCCUAAGCGGACGGGGGUGCGGGCAAAACCUCGCCAGGCCUCGCCUGAUAUUAGGGCUUGGCGCUGUGGAAAGCGGGGCUCAAAUUGGAGAGGUUGACAUCAAGUUUGGGGGCGAAACGUGCGGCUGGGCAGGGGCGCCGAUGAGGGUCUCGGCCGAACUCGCACAGACUUCUGCAGCGGAGUGAACUCUUUCUGAACCCUGGUCAGCCUUUGCAUUCACUCCAUCAUGCCGAUGUGUAAUUAUAUCACAUUCUAAAAACUCAGCGGGCUCCUCGAGGCCCGAAUACGGUCAAGCGGGGCCGCUGCAACCAAAAUGUUAAACUUUUUCAUCGCCAUACCUAUGUACCUGCUGUCCCAGCACCACCUUGUGCAGCAGCCAGUGCAAGUGCCCUUCCCGCCCCCGCCUCUUCCCGCCACGCCAACACUCCCCACCGCACCAGCUGCUGCCAUUCCUAGCAGAGCUUCUGGUCGGCUACUGUUGCAGUCUGGAGGUUUUGACGCAGCUUCACCACCCACGAAUAUGACGGUGACGUACCAGUGCCUGUGGAGCCCUGACGGCGUUAGCUCGCUCUGCAAGCAGACCGAGCAGGUGUUCUUCAUCACCAUAAUCAGCGCCAUCCUGGUGUUCACGGCCUGGAUGGCGGGUCCGCUGACGGCGCUAACGCAGGAGGAGGGGCCACUUCGACCGCUGAUGCUCUGCAUCACGGUCGCGACAGUUGCGUGCGGCGCAAUCCUAGACCUCAUCAUCACCAUCGUCGUAGGGAGCGCGGCGUAUCGGAUGUGGGACGCGUUUGCGUCCGUGGACGCGGCGGAGCUGCCAGGCAGCUGGUACCGCAACGAGGUGCACGGCCUCACAGUCACGGUGGCGGUGGUGUCGGGCCUGAGCAUCCCGCUCAACCCCUCGCUGCUCAUGCUGUUCACGCGCGCCGUGGAGCGCUACGUGGACCGCCGCUGGCCGAGCCGCAUCCCCCACGACGACCUCAGCAGGGGCGGCAGGAGCGCCCAGGAGGUUCUGCAGGAGGAGCAGGCGAAGCGGCGGCUGCGGCUGCAGGCGCUGGGGGCGGCCUCGGCGCCUGUGGGCGCUGCGCGCGCGGCUACGGAGGGGGCCGCGAUCCGGAAAUCGGGGUCAGGGCACGGAGGAGCGGGGGCGGGGGCGGGGCCCGCGAAUCGGAGCAACCGCAGCGUGUCACGGGGGCAGGCAUACCAGAUAUGAGGAGCAGGGGAACGUGUGGGGUUUGUGUUUGUGUGUGUGUGCGUGGUGGUGUUUGCGCACACUGGCAGCUUGGCAGGGGACGAAAGGUUGCGGUGUGUUGCAGGAGGUGACAGGAGCUGGGAGGAUGACGGCGCUGCAGGACGCAUUUGGCAAGAAUAGCAGGAUGUAGCGGGAAAGGCAACUGUGUUUGGUGCUUUGCUUACGGUACAUUCUCAUGUACGGGUGCAGACAUUACCAGUGAGGUAGGUAGGGAGCGUUGCGAAUUUGCGGCAUUUGGGGCUGCUGUGUUGCACAACGCCUGCCUGGAUCCAGCAGCCGCACGCGUGUGGCUGCCAUGUCUUCUGAACUGCGCGAAGCAGGCU